This is a messenger RNA of Salmo salar (Atlantic salmon), 1979 nucleotides long. The record is from RefSeq and is a predicted model, not a curated record. Lineage: Eukaryota; Metazoa; Chordata; Actinopteri; Salmoniformes; Salmonidae.
GCUGGGGAAGAGAGCGAUAUUAGUGGUCCUGCUAUCUGUGGCUGUGUGGAUCUACUUCCUCCCCUCGCCCAUAGACCCUCAGCCUUACACAUUCAAGGGACCCCCUCCGCUCCUGGAGGGCCCACUGGCUGUCAACACCAGACUACAGAACGGACGCAGGCUGUUCACUGGACAACUACACGGACCAGAAUCCUUCACUGCUGACCAGGAGGGUAACGUGUACACAGGGACGGUGGAUGGGAAGCUGUGGAGGAUCCACCAGGAGACUCUGACCCUCAUCGCCCACAUGGGACAGGACUUGCAGGAGUGUGGGAGCAGUACAGACUAUGAGCCAGUCUGUGGUCGUCCUCAUGGGGUGCGGUUGGACAGUGGUGGUCAGCUGAUCGUAGUGGACUCCUACUUUGGACUGUUUUCUGUUGACCCCCAGACUGGACACAAGACCCUGCUACUGGACAGCAAGACAGGAGCUGACGGGAUCCCGUUCUCGUUCCUGAACGGGCUGGAGAUCUCCUCUCAGACUGGGAUCAUUUACUUUACGGACUCCUCCUCUCGCUGGGGACGACGGCACGUUAAACUGGAGGUGAUAGAGACCAACGCUCUGGGUCGUCUCCUGACCUUUGACCCUGCGUCAGGGCGCGUGGGUGUCCUACUGGACGGUCUGUACAUGCCCAAUGGCAUCGCCCUGUCACCUGACGAGAGCUUCCUGCUGCUGGCCGAGACCAGCAUCGGGUGUGUCCUCAGAUACUGGCUGACAGGCCCCAAGGCUGGCACCAAGGAGGUCAUCCUGAACAAUAUGCCCGGUUACCCUGACAACAUCCGCCUUAGCGACCGUGGAACCUUCCUGGUUGGCCUGACGACCACACGCUUCAGGAAGCUCGUGCCUCCGUUCCUGGACCUGAUUGGUCCGUACCCAGCGGUCAAACGCUUUCUGGCUAAGGUGGUUCCUCUGAGCUGGUACAACAUGCUGUUGCCUAGAUACGGCCUGGUGUUGGAGUUGGACGGCGAAGGGGAGGUGGUGGGGAGUCUCCAUGACCCUACAGGCAGCCUGACCUGGGCCGUCAGCGACGUGUUCGCCCACCAGGGGAGACUCUACCUGGGUAGCACCGACCUGCACUUCCUCCCUGUCCUGGAGGACUGGAGCUAACCGCUAACCGCUAGCUGUCUACUGUAGAUAACAGACUGGGAGGAGGAGGGGGAGGAGGAGGUACGGUAGGGGUCCUGGGUCUACUGUAGAUAACAGACUGGGAGGAGGAGGAGGUACAGUAGGGGUCCUGGGUCUACUGUAGAUAACAGACUGGGAGGAGGAGGAGGUACGGUAGGGGUCCUGGGUCUACUGUAGAUAACAGACUGGGAGGAGGAGGAGGAGGAGGAGGUACGGUAGGGGUCCUGGGUCUACUGUAGAUACCAGACUGGGAGGAGGAGGAGGAGGAGGUACGGUAGGGGUCCUGGGUCUACUGUAGAUAACAGACUGGGAGGAGGAGGAGGAGGAGGAGGUACAGUAGGGGUCCUGGGUCUACUGUAGAUACCAGACUGGGAGGAGGAGGAGGAGGAGGUACGGUAGGGGCCCAGAACAGCAGUGGUCCUCUCCUCCAACCCUGCUCUGACUGAGGUUCUCCACUAGGACCAGUAGAGGGCAGCAGAGAGACAGAACAGCAGUGGUCCGCUCCACCAACCCUGCUUUUAUUGUCCCGUACCCCUUCAAACAUUCAACCUACCCCGUUCUAGCACCAGGAUCAGCGAACUCUCAAAUGUUUUUUUGCCAUCAUUGAAAGCCUGCCACACACACACACACACACACACACACACACACACACACACACACACACACACACACACACACACACACACACACACACACACACUGUUGGCGCCGGAGGAGAUGGCCGCCAUUUUACGGUCUCCUAACCAAUUGUUCUAUUAUGUGUAUGUUUUUCCCGUGUUAUUUGUAAACUUGAAACCCCACCUCUUUAAGGAAUACC